Ciona intestinalis (vase tunicate) is the source of this 1007-nucleotide messenger RNA. NCBI's taxonomy places the organism in Eukaryota, Metazoa, Chordata, Ascidiacea, Phlebobranchia, Cionidae. The record is from RefSeq and is a predicted model, not a curated record.
UGUCAAAACUUGCAAAAAAGCUUGAAAUCGCAAACAUAGUAGCUGCAAAGCUAAGUUGCAGAAAGCAUUCACUAAAUACCACAUUCGACCUAGCGAUUAUCCACUUUAACUGGUUUGUUAUGACGUAAAAAGUGACACUUGUGUCAAUUUUAAUAUUGUCGAUGGUGGAGUUUUUGGAAGGAAUUUUGAAAUAUAACAACAAAAAUGGCAAACUGGAAUAAAGGAAGUUCAGUUCCAGACACCGAGCAGAUAAUGGAAGCGGAAAACAACAGACUUGCCGACCAACUCGCAAGCAAAGUUUCAAGGCUUAAAAUGAUAUCACUUGACAUGAAAGACGGUGUGGAAGAUGACAAUACUUAUCUGGAUGGAAUGAACUCUGAUUUUAUGAGCACCACCGGUCUAUUGGGAGGCUCAGUCACUCGGUUUUCCAAAAUGAUGGAUUCUGGUCGUGGGAAUCGUAAACUAAUGUGCUACAUCAUUGCCUCCCUUGUUGUUGCUUUCUUUAUAUUGUAUUUUAUUCUUACAAGGUCCAAAACUUGAAGAUCAUUUCUGAUGAAUUUUAUUACCUAAUACAUAACAUGCCAGUACUAUAAUAUACGCGUAACUGUAUAAUAUAAGCCAGAAAUUACAUUGUUUUGGAAACCAGUAUAUUUGUGUACAACAUAGGAGUAAUGUGUAGGGUGUUAUCCAGAUAUUUUAAACACAAACAGCACAAGUGAAAAACGAAUGCCAUCUUUUAUUUUUAUUUAUACUUAAGCAUUGUUUGUGUCUAUACAGUGAAUGUUACUUAUAUAGGUGUUGCUUUUUAGAAAAUAUGACUUAUAUUACUUUUGUUAGGAAUGCAACAGUUGUUUUAUCAUUUGUGUUUUAACAAGUUUGGAUAAGACACUUCAAAAUAGCCAAUGAACCUACCAUGAUAGUAGUGUGUAGAAUGGCUUAGUAGUUAAAGUUGGUAAUUAACCAGUGCACUUAUUAUUGCAAUAAAAGUCAAUACAAAAAAUGUAUUU